AUGCAUACUCAAGAUAUGGAGAAACCUCAUACCAAUGGCGUGGGAGAAGCCCCGCCUACUGCCAAUCAGCCCCUGAAUGGAGACACAAACGGCAUCUCCAUCAAUGGUGACUCUCAGCCAAAACGAACCAGAACACAUGAAGAACGACUUGAAGAUUCAUCAAAGAGAGGCAUAGACCUUCAGGUGAUGCGCUACCCAGAGACCGGCAUCACUGUUCUCAUCGCCGGUGCUGGUCUGGGAGGCAUAACCUGCGCUCUCGAAUGCUGGCGCAAAGGCCACACAGUCCGCGUCCUAGACCGCAGCCCAACACCAGUCUGGACAGGCGACAAUGUCCAGAUCCAGCCCAGCGCAAUCCUUCUACUUCGACACUGGCCUGAUAUGGGCUAUGAGAUUGAAGAGUGCCAGUACGAUGUUGCCAUGUCAUACUACAAACAAACUGGCGAGAGAAUCUGGGGUCCUGCGCCACCCAUGUUCAACGACCCUGAGAAUCUCAAGGGAAGACGUGGCUUCCCUUCUGUCAAUGCGCAUAGCCGUAUCAAACUCUACCGCGCGUUCUUGCGUCAAGCGGAACGUGUGGGAAUUCAGGUCGAAUGGGGAUGCAAGGUUGUCGAGUACUGGGAGGAUCUUGGGCAAGGCGCUGGAGGUGUCACUCUUGAGAAUGGGGUGAAACGCACGGCUGAUAUCGUUGUUGCUGCUGAUGGCUUGCGCACCAAGUCCAACACCAUCGUCCCUAUGCCUGAGACAUUGACGACAAGUGGCAAGGCGAUUUAUCGGGCGGGAUAUCCAGUUGAGCAUGCGCUGAAGGAUCCUUUGGUCAAAGAGAUGUGGAACUUUGAUCCCAAGGGACAGCCAAUUUGGCAAUUUUGGCUUGGCAAUGGAUCACACAACAUGAUUGCCCUCACUCAUGAUAUCGCCUUCUGGAGCUUCAUCCACUCUCACGAUGAAUCCGCCAACGAAUCCUGGGUUCCAGACGUUGACCCAGCAGAAGUCAUAGCUGCCAUGGAAAAGAACAACGCUGUACACCCAGCUGUAGCAGCCUUUAUUAAGACUGCUCCCAAAGGGUCUGUGGUAAACUGGCAGCUCAAGUUCAGAGACCCCCACGAGCAGUGGACAUCUCCCGGAGGCCGCGUUGUCCAACUCGGCGACGCAGCGCACGCAUUCCUCCCAACAUCAGGUAACGGCGCCACUCAGGCAAUUGAAGACGGAGUAACUCUCGCAACAUGUCUUCAACUCGCAGGCAAAUCGCAAGCCGCCAAUGCGACAAAGGCUUAUAACAAGCUACGCUUCCAGCGUGUGUCGUGCGGGCAGAAAAUGGGUUUUGUGAACCAGCAGCUCAAGCAGCACACGGAUUGGGAGGCUAUUGCCAAGAACCCUGCGUUGAUCCGAUCGCGAUAUCCAAAGUGGAUUUGGAGCCAUGAUCCUGAGGCGUAUGCGUAUGAGAAGUUCUGCGAGGCUUUACAUCAUGUUGUGAGUGAUGGAAAGAUUCCGUUGCAUAACACGAACUUUCCCAAGGGUCAUCGGUAUAGGCAUUGGACGAUGAAGGAGGUGCAGGAGCAGAUCAAGGCUGGUGAGAAGUUGGAGGAUUUGCAAGAUGGGGACUGGGCUUAG
Molecule: messenger RNA, 1608 nt
Organism: Fusarium poae
Lineage: Eukaryota; Fungi; Ascomycota; Sordariomycetes; Hypocreales; Nectriaceae
Gene: FSR3
Product: fusarubin cluster-monooxygenase
Exons: 3
Coding region: 1-1608 (535 amino acids)
Biological process (GO): secondary metabolite biosynthetic process
Molecular function (GO): FAD binding; monooxygenase activity
Source: RefSeq, a predicted model, not a curated record